AUGAUCCAGUUAUCUUCCGACUUCGGCCUGAAGCUAUCUGUGGGGGUAUUCUUUCUGAGCUCGCUAUUCCUCACGACAUCCUACAAUACCACAUUCGCUUUUGAUCGCCCCGUUAGUACAUCCGUCCUGGUCUGCUUCCUUACAGGGAUCACUCUCUUGGUAUGGAGUCGAUUUGUCACCUUGGGAUCGUCGCCAUUGUCGCCAACAAGUAAAAGGCCAAUAAUCCCUCUUGCAGAGCAAUUCGAGUUACCUUCCCGCGCAUCAACCUCAUCUGUCGCACCGGGCGAUGUUGAGACUCGACCUCGGCUGCGAUUUCAGUCGUGGUGGAUGAAGAUCGGUCUCUUAUUGGGGUUGUGUGGCUUGCGCAUCGAGUCGUUCCGUCAAGUAACUCGGAACACUGAAUGCGCGCCCGCUGGAUACGCUUACGCUAUUCCUUUCGUUAUUUCGCUUUAUGACUACUGGCGCAACCAGCGAUCACGACAAGUGGACCGAUAUGUCCCUGCCCAACGAUUCGAAGAGCUGCCGUUGCAGGUGGUCUACUCUGUUUCCCGCCGGAGCUUCUACUAUCUCACGCAAAGUCGCUCCAGAGGUCUCAUUGCAGCAGCGUUUUUGUCUACUGGUGGCCUCUUGGCUUCAUCGCUCUCAGCCGGAACCCGCUCAACCUAUAUCUGUCCGAUUGUGUUACAUGGCGCAUCGCGCCUACAAUCAUACAGGCUGUUCAACCUGUUUGCUGACUCUGUUAUACUUAUCAGUGUCACCGAGCUAUGUCGGAUUGGCGCUCAAUUCGACGAUGCGCGUAGAAAACAAGCUUUGACAUCUCUUGGGGCUGGUCUCUUGGGUCUUUCUUUGCUCUGGAGCGUUGUGCAAGUCUUUGUACCAUUACCAGAUAGCUCUCCCGAACUUGCCGGUCAACCCAUGUUGGAUCUAGAGUAUUCGCGUGGGGCUUUCUCCCAGUCUGUGUUGGUUGUACUAAUGGUCUUAUCGGCCUGGCAUAUGUUGCCGCAUUUCGACAUCCUUGGAGUAUCGAUUAUAGGUGGUUUCAUGAUCAUGUACUUCUCCUAUCUUUCGGAUCUCACAGGAGCACAGUCACCAUUCCCAUUUGUCUCCCUAACCCAUGCUGUUCUCCCGCUGGCGGCAUCGUUGACGGGUGCCCUCCUGUUUCUUCUUGCACGAGUGGCUCAUAACGAAGAGCCGAAAUUAUACCGCACCAACAUUGCCAUACAAAUUCUUUUCGCCGUGCUGUGUGGGAUCAGUCUCGUUUUCGUAGUGAGCAAGCAUCGUCUAGAUGAGAUACACCCGAUCGAAUUCCUCAUCAAUGACGGCAAACUUCAACAUGAAAACUAUCUCGCUCAGGCGUCUAGGAGCAGGACUCUCGGAGAUGCUGUUAAUGAAUACCGGAGGCGAUAUAAUCAGCAUCCACCACCGGGCUUUGACGAAUGGUAUCGAUAUGCCACAAACCGAUCGUCAGCUAUUAUCGAUGAAUUCGAUCAGAUACACAAUAAUCUACUUCCAUUCCGAGCCCUGGCUCCGGAGCACAUACGUGCAAUGACGCAUGAACUGGCCACGAACCCUUUCAAUGAUCUCGGUGGAAUUAAGAUCCGCAACGGCACAGCCAUGGUGCAAGAAGGCAUCAAACCCACCCAUGCAUGGAUGGUGAAGGGUGCCGCGGACAUGAUGGAUAAUUUCGUCAAAUACCUCCCGGAUAUGGACUUGGUAUUUAAUCUGAACGAUGAACCACGAGUUGCAGUUCCCUGGGAGAAAAUCUCAAUGCUGAAUCGACAGACUGAGAUGCAAGCAAUGAUCCCCGCAGAACGCAUGGUGCAGACUUGGUCGACCAACCGAGAGGAAGGCUGGGCCCCGAUUGAACCGGCCGAUCAAACCAACAUCACCGUGUUCACUGACGGAGCAUGGAGGGGUGUCUUCGAUCCUUAUGUGAGCGCCGUCUGUCCGCCUUCAUCGAAGGCGCGCUCUCAGCGAGUCUGGAAUCGUCGUGAAAUCUGUCUGUCAUGCGUGUCUCCGCAUUCCAUGGGCCAAUUUCCUCUGAAUUUUAACAUCGCCUCUGAAAUCUGUCAUCAGCCAGAUCUUGCCUUCCUUCACGGUCUACUAAUCUCACCAGCCUCGUUUAAGGUGUCGCAAGAACUCAUCCCAGUGUUCAGCCAAAGCGCUCUCACAGGCUUCAACGAUAUCCUCUUCCCAAGCCCAUGGAACUACAUCGACAAAGCAAAAUAUGAACCCACGCACGAACACCCAGAUCCAGAAUACAGCCAAAAAGAGAACUCCCUCUACUGGCUCGGCAGCACAUCAGAAGGCGUCAGCCGCUUCGGCGAGUGGAAAGGCAUGCCACGCCAGCGCUUCGCUCACCUAAUAAACAACAACACCAAUAAUCAAGUUUCCGUUCUCCUCCCAACCGACUCAAACGAAAACUCCUUCCGCUACGAAAUAAUGGACGGCAACGCCCCCACCUCAGACCUCCAUCUCCAAACCGCCGUCCACCUCGCCGACCCUAUCGUCCGUUGCGAAGACUGCGCCGAACAAGCCGCAGAAAUGGGAACCGCGGGCUGGGCAGACUUCCAAGCACACUGGUCCCACCGUUUCCUCUUUGACCUUGACGGCGCUGGGUUCAGCGGCCGCUUCCUCCCUUUCCUACACAGCCGCAGCCUGCCCCUCAAAACAGGUCUCUUCCGUCAAUGGUUCGACUCUCGUGUUACUUCCUGGCUGCACUUUGUCCCUGUCGAUAUCCGCCUCCAUGGCCUGUGGAGUACCCUUGCUUACUUUGCGGGUGUGUCUGCUCCCGGGCCUGAGGGGAGUAGUUCUGAUCCCCCGCCGAUGCGUAUGAAGGCGCAUGAUCAGGAGGGAAAUUGGAUUGCAGAGGAAGGGCGGAAGUGGGCUGGUACAGCGUUGAGGAAGGAGGAUAUGGAGAUUUAUUUCUUCCGGCUGCUUUUAGAAUGGGGUCGACUUACGGAUGAUCAGCGUGAUGUUCUUGGAUUUGGGCGUUGA
Messenger RNA from Penicillium coprophilum, 2997 nucleotides. RefSeq names its product putative capsular associated protein. Bases 1 to 2997 code for a protein of 998 amino acids. The transcript is spliced from 7 exons. The record is from RefSeq and is a predicted model, not a curated record. NCBI's taxonomy places the organism in Eukaryota, Fungi, Ascomycota, Eurotiomycetes, Eurotiales, Aspergillaceae.